Messenger RNA from Etheostoma cragini (Arkansas darter), 1829 nucleotides. RefSeq names its product regulator of G-protein signaling 20. Lineage: Eukaryota; Metazoa; Chordata; Actinopteri; Perciformes; Percidae. Bases 423 to 1091 code for a protein of 222 amino acids. The record is from RefSeq and is a predicted model, not a curated record. The transcript is spliced from 6 exons.
CUGGCAGCCUCAGUCUGUCCUGAAGAAGUCAUUGCAGUAACAGACAGCGCACAUUGUGUCCUGGCUGUUAAUGCACGCGGGGCGCAGACAAAUCUUUUCACACUUGCAGGAAACGCAUGCGCGCAGAGGAAACCAACUGGUUUGUGUCAAUUCGAGGCAGACGGAUGAGAUCGAGCCAAAAAUCACCUGUAUUCUGGCAUUCAUGGUUACACAGGUGAUUGCCUCGAAUCGACCAUCAUGCGUGCGUGUGUAUCCUCCCGAGGAUGCGACUGAUGGAUGCGAUUCCUGCGGUCCAAGAGUAACAGCUUGUCGCUAUCAUUACUGCUCAUCCCGCACAGACUGAGGCAGAGGAGAGAGGAGCGCGGUUGUUGUUCAUCACAAUUUGGUUUUUGUUGCAUUCAGCAUGAACUACCAUACCGUCCAUGGGCUCAGAGCGGGUGGAGAUGCGUAAGAGGCAGUUGCAGGUUCAUCAGGAAGCAGCUGCCAGUGUCCUCCAAGAGCGCUACAGAAUGGGAAACACCCCCACCAACGCCUCAAACGCCUGCUGCUUCUGCUGGUGCUGCUGCUGUAGCUGCUCCUGUUUGACGGUUAGGAGUGAGGACGAGGCAAUACAGAGGACCACUUUUGAGCACAGACCAGAGGGAGCUACUAAUUGUGAAGAAACUAGCCUGAAGCCUACUCUGGAUGACGCCCGCUCCUGGCCCAUGUCGUUUGAAAAGGUGAUGAAAAGUGCAGCGGGUCGUGCCUGCUUCAGGCAGUUCCUGCGGACGGAGUUCAGCGAGGAGAACAUGAUGUUCUGGCUCGCCUGCGAGGAACUUAAAAAGGAGACCAAUAAGACUGUGGUGGAGGAGAAAGUCCGUCAAAUAUACGAGGACUUCAUCUCAAUCCUUUCCCCUAAAGAGGUCAGUUUGGACUCUCGUGUUCGAGAAGUGAUAAACCGCAACAUGCUGGAGCCGACCUCGCACACGUUUGAAGACGCUCAGCAGCAAAUCUACACGCUGAUGCAGAGAGACUCGUACCCCCGCUUCAUAAACUCGUCUGAGUAUGCAGAUCUGCUGAAGAGCCUGGAGGAGCCUCCCCCCGAGCCAUAGACCUUCCACUGCCACACCUAGCUUUUCUUAACGGCGCAUGCGUCCCAUCCGAAAGAGUCUUGUGUUCCUGUUGGAGUCAUGCUAUAUAGAGAAAGACAGACAGGAAAAUGAACACUACUCAAAAACGGUCUUUAUCCAGCUGUUAAAUGCGGUUUAUUCACCCAUGAUUAGCUUACCAAAACACUUGGAGCAAACAAGAACAAAUGUUUGGUCCAGCAUAAGUUACUUGUUUGAAAGCAUAUCUAUAUUUUUAUAUAUUCCCUAGCGCUUGACAUUGCACUUUUCUACCUUAUUUAAUGAGGGAAAGCAUGCAUCUGUGAGCACCGCAUUUGUAUUUAGGUAUAUAGUGAGCCUUAAUACAUAUCCAGUUCUUGUAGAAACUAAUAGGUUUUAUUUAACAGCAAUUUAAGAAGAAGGAAAGUGCCUUGGAAUAAGAUCUUCUACACUAGCACCUUUGGUCUAACAUGAAUGGUGCGACAAUGACGUCAUAUGUUGGUGCUUUCAGCUCUUCUCAAAGAUCAAAGUUUUUACAACUAGAUGAGCUGAUAAUACCUGGGAAUAGAUUUUGUCUGUGUUUCAAUACUGUGAUAUUAGUCAUAUUAUAUUUAAUUUUAACAAAAUGGGGGAAAACUGAAUAUAUGACCAUGACCACUGACAUAUUUGUGUAUUUAAAACACGGAAUUUGUGUGAAAUAGCUUAUUGAAUUUUCACAAAUUAAAUAAAGCACAAUCAUAUGUU